Molecule: messenger RNA, 1428 nt
Organism: Hypanus sabinus (Atlantic stingray)
Lineage: Eukaryota; Metazoa; Chordata; Chondrichthyes; Myliobatiformes; Dasyatidae
Gene: acta2
Product: actin alpha 2, smooth muscle
Exons: 9
Coding region: 100-1233 (377 amino acids)
Source: RefSeq, a predicted model, not a curated record
CCCACGGGCUAUAAAACUUAACAAACCAGGGAGGGAGAGUGCACCAUCCCAGAGUAAAAGGACCCCGGCAAAGCACCGACAGGAUUCAGCAGGACGACCAUGUGUGACGAGGAGGAAAGCACAGCGCUGGUUUGCGACAACGGCUCCGGACUGUGUAAGGCUGGCUUCGCCGGGGAUGACGCUCCUCGCGCGGUUUUCCCUUCCAUCGUGGGCCGCCCCCGCCACCAGGGCGUCAUGGUCGGGAUGGGCCAGAAAGACAGCUAUGUAGGUGACGAGGCUCAAAGUAAGAGAGGUAUCCUAACCCUGAAAUAUCCCAUCGAGCACGGAAUCAUCACAAACUGGGACGAUAUGGAGAAGAUCUGGCACCACACUUUCUAUAAUGAGCUUCGAGUGGCUCCCGAAGAACAUCCAACUCUGCUCACCGAGGCUCCCCUCAACCCCAAGGCCAACCGCGAGAAGAUGACCCAGAUCAUGUUCGAGACAUUUAACGUGCCAGCCAUGUAUGUUGCAAUCCAAGCCGUUCUAUCCCUUUACGCCUCCGGCCGUACAACCGGUAUAGUGCUGGAUUCCGGAGAUGGUGUCACCCACAAUGUGCCAAUCUACGAAGGCUACGCCCUACCCCAUGCCAUCAUGCGUCUAGACCUGGCUGGCCGAGAUCUCACAGACUACCUCAUGAAAAUCCUCACUGAGCGCGGCUAUUCAUUCGUCACUACAGCUGAACGCGAGAUUGUCCGUGACAUUAAAGAGAAGCUCUGCUAUGUGGCUCUCGACUUUGAGAAUGAAAUGGCCACUGCAGCCUCCUCUUCCUCUUUGGAGAAGAGUUAUGAGCUGCCUGAUGGCCAGGUCAUCACCAUUGGCAAUGAACGUUUCAGAUGCCCUGAGACUCUCUUCCAACCUUCUUUCAUUGGGAUGGAGUCUGCAGGUAUUCAUGAGACCACAUACAACAGUAUCAUGAAGUGUGAUAUCGACAUCAGGAAGGAUUUAUACGCCAACAACGUACUGUCUGGAGGUACCACCAUGUACCCUGGUAUCGCUGACCGUAUGCAGAAAGAAAUCACUGCAUUGGCUCCCAGUACCAUGAAAAUCAAGAUAAUUGCUCCUCCUGAGCGCAAGUAUUCAGUAUGGAUUGGUGGCUCCAUUCUUGCCUCACUCUCCACCUUCCAGCAGAUGUGGAUUAGCAAGCCCGAAUAUGACGAGGCCGGUCCAUCUAUUGUACACCGCAAAUGCUUUUAAACUGUUGUCUCUUCUCUCCCCCGCCUCCCUCUCUUUUUCCCUCUUCCGUACCUUGUUGCAACAAAAAAACUGUGAAGGUGCAACAAGAGAAACAUUUGUCUGUUUUCAUUCCAUUGCUCUGUCACCAAACAUUACCUGUAGCUUUAACUGAACAAAUGGGAGUUUUUUAAAUAAAGUCAGAAUGUGCCGCCAGUA